Molecule: messenger RNA, 738 nt
Organism: Acanthaster planci (crown-of-thorns starfish)
Lineage: Eukaryota; Metazoa; Echinodermata; Asteroidea; Valvatida; Acanthasteridae
Product: collagen alpha-1(X) chain-like
Source: RefSeq, a predicted model, not a curated record
AUGAGAUUUUGUUUUGCUACAAGCCUUUCACUCGCAAUCCUCCUGGUUAAAUCUAUCAAACUUCGAGCUACCAUUACUGGGCCAGCUCCCGCGAGUGGUGAAGGUCCUGGGUCACAGGUGUAUCCGGUAUGCUUCAAGGGACCUACUGGGACACCUGGAAUUCCGGGCCUACCAGAAAAUCAGGGUCAGUGUGGACCGGCAGGAGCAAAGGGCAAUGCUGGGGUCAAGGGUGAGAAGGGUGAAAUUGGCCCAAUCGGCGCUGAUGGGAUCCCUGGCCCCAAAAUUGACGACGGACUGGGCCUGCCCGGUAAGGUAGGUCCCAGAGGUCCACCUGGUUUAGUUGGAGCCAUCGGGGAAGCAGGGAUCAAAGGUCAAAAGGGCGAGCCGGGGGAGACUCCUGAUAACCUUACCAAGAGGGUAGCAUUCACUGUCACACGAGUAACCGUCUUAGAUACAUCUGCAAUUGGUUACACCCGUUUGCCGUUCGAGAAGGCCGAUACGCUUUUGCCGGUUACGAACUUUGAUCUUGCGACCGGAACAUUCACCUGUAUUGUGCCAGGAGCCCACCUGUUUUUGUUUUCUGUAAUCAAACAUUCCUCAGUCAGCGGCCUCUGGGUUCAUCUUAGGAAAAACGAUGGCUGGGUUGUAUCUGUCAGUAGCAGUGGCUCAAGGAACUAUGAGCAGGUGUCUGGGAGGGCAGUGCUGGCUCUGCAGAGAGGAGACACAGUGUAUUGGUAG